AUGUUAGAGACUUGCUAAAUUUUACUCAAAUUUUUUGAGUAAAAUGGCAUGAAGACUGCACAACAAGCUUUUAAAUCAGAAAUGCCUAAUCUACUUAGAUCAGCAGAUAAUCUCCACUAUAAAAAUGAUGAUCUGAUAAAUAAUCUCAAGCAGUUUAUGAAAGAAAAUGCAUAAGCAAACGGGAGCAAUAGUAAUGUUUAAAAUAAAGGAUCGAAAGCAGGAUCUUAAAAUGAUGUAAAAGGCAGAAAUGUUUAUAGUCAAUAAGAAACAGAAGUAAUUAUGGAAAAGUUGAUGAAUAAGUUAGUCUCUACAAACAAGUUACUUGAAGAUGAAAAAACAGAUAUCAAUGUUUAAAAGAUAUCCCAAAGUAAAGCGUUUAAAAAGUUAAUUAAAAAGGGGGAUGAUAUAAUAGAAGAUGUAGUUGACUCUCCUAGAUUAAACUUGAAGCAAAAUGAUGACACUCAAAAUAAAAGUAUGCAGGAUCCAAACUAUAUUCCUAUAAGUCAAUCAAGAUAGUUUAAAUAGGAGAUUGAAGCUUAGAAAGUAAAUAAAUUUUAGCAAGAAAUAGCUAUUCCAGGAGAGGAUGUGCUAUUUAUGACUGAAGAAACUCCUAAUUAGAGCAUUACAUAAAGCCAAAAUCUUUAAAUUUACUCCAAAAAGCCUGGCUCUAUGAGAGGUGAAAGGAAAGAGUAAGAUAUUCUAGGGAAAUAGAAUUAAAUGCCUUCAUUUAUCAAGCCUAAAUAAAAUGAUGUCUCCGACUUUUUUUAGAACUCCUAAAGCAUUAAUAUUUUAGAAUAACUCGAAGAACCUAACUUUAUUGAUGAAUACACAGAUGAUGACGACCCUGGCUUCGAUUUGUAUGAAGUACCAGAAAGAGAAUUUUAAAAAAUUGCUGACUAGCUUGCUUUGAAAUGCGAUUUCCCAAAUAGAGCAACAUCUCAAGUUAAAAAGAAACACGUUGACUACAAGAACAUGUUUUUGUAGAAUAAUGAUGAAGACGAUGAAAGUCAAGUAUUAUAAAAUUAACAAAGAAAUGCAAAUAAUAAUAAUAACCCUGGUCAAAACCAAGGAAAUGAGUCUACUGAAUAAAAUAUUUCUAAUGCCGACUAAGAUCUGCUUUCAAGACGUUCUAAUAAUCAAGCAAAAGGAUAUAUUUAUUUGCCAAAGUUCUUGAAGCAUCCACCAAGCAACGAUGAGUUCUAUCCUGUUUAAUUAGAUAAGGCUAUAUAUGAUUGUUUUGAUUUAAAAAUAAUCACCGAUAGAGAAAGAACUGGCUUUGAAGAAACAAAAGAAUUCCCUAUUGUAAUAAAUUCAAUAGUUGCAGGUCGUUAUCAAAUUAUGGAGUAUCUUGGUAGUGCUGCAUUUUCUAAAGCCAUUUAAUGUUAGGACAAACAAACAGGCUAAAUGCUUUGCAUGAAAAUUAUAGAAAAUAAUAAAGAUUACUUUGAUCAAAGUAUAGAUGAAAUUAAGCUUUUGAAGUAUAUUAAUUAUAAUGGUGAUGUAGAUGAGAAAAACGUAUUGAAAGUUUAUGAUUAUUUCUAUCAUAAAGAGCAUCUUUUCAUAGUCACAGAAUUAUUGAAGGACAAUCUUUACGAAUUCUACAAAUUUAACAGAGAAAAUGAAACUUAACCUUACUUCACUUUAGGUAGACUCUAGAAAAUUACAUAAUAGAUAUUAAUUGGUCUAGACUACAUUCACUCAUUAAGACUCAUUCAUUGUGAUUUGAAACCAGAAAAUAUUUUGAUGAAAUCUUAUUCUAAAUGUUAAGUUAAAAUUAUUGACUUUGGUUCCAGUUGCUUUAUCCACGACCAUCUCAGCUCCUAUGUUUAAAGUCGUUCUUAUAGAGCUCCCGAAGUUAUCUUAGGCUGCAAGUAUGACUACAAAAUCGAUAUGUGGAGCUUGGGUUGUAUUCUUGCAGAACUUUGGACAGGCAAUGUCCUUUUCUAAAAUGACACAGUUUAAGGAUUACUAGCUAGAGUUAUAGGUAUAAUUGGACCAAUUCCAGAGUGGAUGUUCUAAGAAGGAAGGUUAGUCAAUAAUUUCUUCACCAACAAAAGACUUCUUUAUCAAGAUGUGUUUGAAGAAGGUGAACCAAGUUAAAAUAUUAAUGACACAUCAGAUAUGCCUGGUAGAAGAUAAAAAAGUGGAAAAAUAUAAAUUUUGGUUCCUAAAAAAUCAAAUCUAAGAGCUAGACUUAAAACAGACGAUUUAAUGUUCCUUGAUUUUGUAAAGAGUUUGCUUUAGAUUGAUAGAACAAGAAGACCAAGUGCAAAAGAAGCUUUAUAACACCCAUGGCUUACCCAAUCUCACUACUAAGAAGAUUAAUGA
Molecule: messenger RNA, 2328 nt
Organism: Tetrahymena thermophila SB210
Lineage: Eukaryota; Ciliophora; Oligohymenophorea; Hymenostomatida; Tetrahymenidae
Product: Serine/Threonine kinase domain protein
Exons: 11
Biological process (GO): peptidyl-serine phosphorylation; peptidyl-threonine phosphorylation
Cellular component (GO): cytoplasm
Molecular function (GO): protein tyrosine kinase activity; protein serine/threonine kinase activity; ATP binding
Source: RefSeq, a predicted model, not a curated record